Molecule: messenger RNA, 738 nt
Organism: Heterostelium album PN500
Lineage: Eukaryota; Evosea; Eumycetozoa; Acytosteliales; Acytosteliaceae
Gene: icmA-2
Product: protein-S-isoprenylcysteine O-methyltransferase
Exons: 2
Coding region: 1-738 (245 amino acids)
Biological process (GO): C-terminal protein methylation
Cellular component (GO): endoplasmic reticulum; membrane
Molecular function (GO): protein C-terminal S-isoprenylcysteine carboxyl O-methyltransferase activity
Source: RefSeq, a predicted model, not a curated record
AUGAGUGAAUCAAAUAAUUAUCAAUCAUCUGAUCUAUCAAAACAACAGGAGGUAAAGAUGGCCAUGACAGCAUGGAAUGAAAAAGGUGCAGCUAGAACUGUUGCAUAUGCAUUCGGUUUGGGUAUUUUGUUUGGUGUAGGAUUGGUUCUUUCUCUUUCAACAGUCAACCAUGUCAGUUAUGGAAUAUAUAUGAUGGGAUUGGCUGCUUUUCACAUGUGGGAAUACAUUUGGGUAUCAAUGUAUGAUCCAACUAAACUUUCAUCCAAUUCAUUUUUAUUAAAUCAUAGUACAUCUUUUAAUCUUGCAUUGUUGGCAGGAUUCAUAGAGUAUUGGAUCGAGUACCUUUUAUUCCCAUCGAUGAAGCUGAUGGGAUGGAUUUCGACGCUCGGUUUCAUUGCGAUGGUGUUUGGACAGGUCGUUAGAACCACAGCAAUGAUAACAGCCGGUAGAAACUUUUCACAUAUCGUUCAACAAACCAAGAAGAGUUCACAUGUACUUGUUACCAAUGGAGUGUAUUCGUUAGUUCGUCAUCCCUCUUAUUUCGGAUGGUUCAUCUGGAGUAUCUCAACUCAAUUGGUUUUAUUCAACCCUAUUUGCACGGCUGCCUAUGCCUAUGCCUCAUGGAAGUUCUUCGAGGAUCGCAUAGAAGAUGAAGAGGAAGCAUUAAUCGAUUUCUUUGGUAACGACUAUGUAGAAUAUAAGAAAAAAGUAUGGUCUGGAAUACCUUUAAUAAAAUAG